Molecule: messenger RNA, 456 nt
Organism: Schizophyllum commune H4-8
Lineage: Eukaryota; Fungi; Basidiomycota; Agaricomycetes; Agaricales; Schizophyllaceae
Exons: 1
Source: RefSeq, a predicted model, not a curated record
AUGAUCUUCCGCUCCGAGUACUGGUCGCGUCAGAAGGCCAACCCCCAGGAGCGCGACCACCGCAACGUUAGUCGCAACGCGGGCGAGCUCUGGAACAACCUCACCGAGGCCGAGCGCGACAAGUACCGCCGCAUCGCGAAGAUGAAGAAGCAGAUGCACGCGCGCAUGUACCCCGACUACAAGUACACGCCCGUGUUCCGCAAGGACAAGGCGGAGGGUUCGUCGUCGGACGGCAAGCGGCGCACCAAGCGCGGCAAGCGUGACGAGGAGGCCGAGCAGAAGGAGCGCGAGGAACGCGAACGCCAGGAGCGCGAGCAGCAGGAGUACCGCGAGUACCGCACGCAGCGCCUGGCCGCUAUGAAGCGCGCGAGGGAGCUACGUGACGAUCCCAACGCGGAUCCCAAGGACAAGGAGUACCCAAAAGGCAACUUCGCCAGCUACCUGAAGCAGCUACAG